Aspergillus sclerotioniger CBS 115572 is the source of this 1193-nucleotide messenger RNA. Its product is annotated as ribosomal eL24 family protein. The record is from RefSeq and is a predicted model, not a curated record. The transcript is spliced from 3 exons. Lineage: Eukaryota; Fungi; Ascomycota; Eurotiomycetes; Eurotiales; Aspergillaceae. Gene Ontology annotation, cellular component: nucleolus. Bases 364 to 930 code for a protein of 188 amino acids. Gene Ontology annotation, biological process: ribosomal large subunit biogenesis.
CCGCAGUAGCGACACCGAGACCGAUAGCAAGAGUAGACAUUGUGAAGCAGUCGAGCGACUAACUCAGAAGUGGGUGGAGAGGGUCAGGACACGAGAGCAGAAGGGAUAUCGAAGGAGUGACGUUGGGGAAAAGCGGAAGUCCAGAUAAAAAAUCGGAGCGGCGCCGCAUUCCCCGUUCUGGUUUAGCGCCGGCUGCUCCACGCUUCAAUUUUUGAUGCGGUUCCUGUCCUGAUCAUCGGAGAUCUUCUCGACACGACAGUGGGAUCGAGGAGUUCUUUGCGGCUUCAGACCUCAUCUUUCGGUGUUCUAAGUACUUUAUUACCCGCCACUUUUGGGCUCACACACUUCAAGAAUUAGCCCAACAUGAGAGUUGAAACGUGCCACUUUUGCUCCAGGCCUGUUUACCCUAGUAAGGGUAUCCAGUUCGUCAGAAACGAUGCCAAGGCGUUCAGAUUCUGCAGAAGUAAAUGCCAUCAGAACUUCAAGGCUAAGCGGCAACCGAGACGUGUGAAGUGGACCAAGGCCGGCCGCGCUGCCAAGGGCAAGGAGAUGAUUGUCGACUCGUCGCUGGUGCUGUCCCAGUUCGCCAAGAAGAGAAACGUCCCCGUCAAGUACGACAGAAACCUGGUUGCGGCUACGAUCAAGGCGAUGGAGAGAGUGGAGGAAAUUCGGCAGCGCAGAGAGCGGGUCUUCACGAAGCGCCGACUGGCAGGCAAGCUUGCGCGGGACCGCAAGCGCGAGGAGGAUCGCAAGGUGGUCAUGGAGGGCGAGCACCUCAUCCGCAAGGAGCUCCGCGAGCGGGAAGAGGGACAGCCAUUGGUAUCCGAGACGACCAAGGCAAGCAGACUGCACGGCGAGGAGCGGCUCAGACAGAAGAAGACCCGGAUGCUGGUGGAUGGAACCACCCAGGAGGAGAUGGAUGUCGAUUAAAGGGUAUGCGUUUCUUACGGUUCUUUCUCUCCGGCUGUCUGGUCGGGUUCGAUACCUUGAGGUUAUGAUGGAGUUGGGUUUGUUCUGUGUUUCAAGCUUUUCCUAUCCAAAAGUAUCCAGUGGUCUCUGCGAUGAACUUUCAUGUCCAAAUUCGUUUCUUUGCAGGUAUCAUAUUGACUUAAUCAUACAAAGACUUGCUCUACACCCUUUUUCUGGCCGAGUACCGGUCGAAUUAACACCGGGGGCCCUGACUGUACUAACUG